Molecule: messenger RNA, 654 nt
Organism: Geosmithia morbida
Lineage: Eukaryota; Fungi; Ascomycota; Sordariomycetes; Hypocreales; Bionectriaceae
Product: phosphoribosylglycinamide formyltransferase
Exons: 3
Coding region: 1-654 (217 amino acids)
Biological process (GO): 'de novo' IMP biosynthetic process
Cellular component (GO): cytoplasm
Molecular function (GO): phosphoribosylglycinamide formyltransferase activity
Source: RefSeq, a predicted model, not a curated record
AUGGCCUCAGGCUUCGGCUCCAACUUCCAAGAGCUGAUCGACGGCGUGGCCGACGGACGCAUCCCCAACAGCCGCAUCAUCCGUCUGAUUGUCAACCGUAAGAGCGCAUAUGCAGUCAAGCGCGCAGAAAACGGAGGUAUCCCGUGGGACUACUUCAACCUGAUCAGCGACGGGUUCCUCCCCAAGGGCGAGAAGGACGAGGCCAAGGUGUCGGAGGCGCGUUACAAGUACGACGCUGCUCUGGCGGAGAAGGUCUUGUCAGCCUCCGAGGAUCAGAAGCCUGAGCUCAUCGUCCUGGCUGGUUGGAUGCACGUCUUUUCCGCUGGAUUCCUGCAGCCCAUUCAGAAGGCUGGCAUCAAGGUCAUCAACCUUCACCCGGCGCUGCCUGGCAUCUUCACAGGCGAGUUUGAGGGCGCCAACGCCAUCGAAAGGGCAUACGACCAGUUCAAGGCCGGCAAGCUGACGCGCACCGGCAUCAUGGCCCACUACGUCAUCCUCGAAGUGGACCGUGGAGAGCCCAUCAUGACGCAGGAGAUUCCCUGGGAGGGCGAAGGGCUCGAGGACUUCACCAACAAGGUGCAUUCGUACGAGCACAAGCUCAUUGUGAAUGCUACGGCCAAGGUGGUGCAAGAUGUGCUUGCAAGCAGGAAAUGA